GUCGCGACUGCGGAGCGCCUUCGCCGCCGGGACUCGCCGCUGUUCGGAGGCGCGCUUUGCACUCGCACUGCCCGUGGGGGUCACCAUGAGGCGCCUGGGCUCGGUGCAGCGGAAGAUGCCGUGUGUGUUUGUGACGGAGGUGAAAGAGGAGCCCUCCGCCAAGAGGGAGCAUCAGACAUUUAAAGUUUUGGCAACUGAAACUAUAAGUCACAAGGCAAUAGAUGCAGAUAUAUACAGUGCAACUCCAACAGAAAAAGUGGAUGGAACAUGUUGUUACGUUACUACCUACAAAGGUAAACCGUAUCUGUGGGCUCGACUAGAUAGAAAACCUAACAAACUAGCUGAGAAAAGAUUUAAAAAUUUUCUACAUUCAAAACAAAACUCAAAAGAAUUUUUUUGGAAUGUUGAGGAGGACUUCAAACCUGUUCCAGAGUGCUGGAUACCAGCGAAGGAAAUUGAACAGUUAAAUGGAAAUCCCAUGCCUGAUGAAAAUGGACACAUUCCCGGUUGGGUACCAGUGGAGAAAAACAACAAACAGUAUUGCUGGCAUUCCUCGGUAGUUCAUUAUGAAUUUGAAAUCGCCCUGGUACUGAAGCAUCAUCCUGAUGAUCCCAAUCUUUUGGAAAUUAGUGCAGUGCCACUGUCAGAUCUCUUAGAACAGACGCUGGAGCUUAUAGGAACAAAUAUUAAUGGAAACCCAUAUGGUCUAGGAAGCAAGAAGCAUCCAUUACAUCUUCUUAUACCACAUGGAGCAUUUCAAAUAAGAAAUCUACCGACCUUGAAACACAGUGAUCUGUUGUCCUGGUUUGAAGGCUGCAGAGAGGGUAAAAUUGAAGGAAUAGUAUGGCAUUGCAGUGAUGGCUGUUUAAUCAAGGUCCAUCGCCAUCAUCUUGGUUUAUGCUGGCCAAUUGCAGAUACUUACCUGAAUUCAAAACCAGUUGUUAUUAACAUGAACCUGAACAAAUAUUCUUUUGAUACUAAAUGUUUAUUUAAUCAUUUUUCAAAAAUAGAUCAUCAGAAAUUUAGUAGGCUGAAAGAUAUAACACUGGAUGUGUAACCUAGAAAUGUAAUUAAAAACCAGCUCUGUUGUUAUAUUUGAAUCUUGAAUAUUCUACCGUGUUUGAAAGGUGAAAAUAUCUCAAGGUUCCUGUUUAUUGUUCAGUGUCUAAUGGAGCAAUAUGUCUUCUAGCAUUUGAAGAAAUGAAUAUCCCAGUUGGAAAUACCUAUUCAAAUCUUGUUUAGAAUCAGCAAGUGAAUUUUAACCGCUGGACGUAAGUAAUAGUAAGUAAUAGUAAGAUCCCCAGCUUGUAUAAAGGGUGGGAUUCUGUCCAUUGUAACUGGGUAGUAAUUUAAAGACAACAAUGAAACCAACAGUUUUGGAUCAUUUACUUUCAAAAUUAAAUAGUUUAAACUGAACUUAAUCUUGCUAGAUAUUU
Molecule: messenger RNA, 1436 nt
Organism: Molossus molossus (Pallas's mastiff bat)
Lineage: Eukaryota; Metazoa; Chordata; Mammalia; Chiroptera; Molossidae
Gene: RLIG1
Product: chromosome unknown C12orf29 homolog
Exons: 7
Coding region: 86-1057 (323 amino acids)
Biological process (GO): response to reactive oxygen species
Molecular function (GO): RNA ligase (ATP) activity
Source: RefSeq, a predicted model, not a curated record